Messenger RNA from Dendrobium catenatum, 623 nucleotides. RefSeq names its product 60S ribosomal protein L31. Lineage: Eukaryota; Viridiplantae; Streptophyta; Magnoliopsida; Asparagales; Orchidaceae. Gene Ontology annotation, molecular function: structural constituent of ribosome. The transcript has 2 exons. The record is from RefSeq and is a predicted model, not a curated record. Gene Ontology annotation, cellular component: ribosome; cytosolic large ribosomal subunit. The coding region runs from base 76 to 441 and encodes 121 amino acids. Gene Ontology annotation, biological process: cytoplasmic translation.
CGCCCGCACAAACUAGGGUUUCAUCGCCAAUAGCUGGUCGGUAUUUUCAGGGAGCGAAGCGCCGUCACAGAAAGGAUGGUGGAGAAGGGGAGCAAAGGUCGGAAAGAGGAGGUCGUGACAAGGGAGUACACCAUUAAUCUUCAUAAACGCCUACAUGGAUGCACAUUCAAGAAGAAAGCCCCCAAGGCCAUAAAAGAGAUAAGAAAGUUUGCUCAAAAGGCAAUGGGAACGACAGAUGUGAGGAUCGAUGUUAAAGUUAAUAAGCUGAUCUGGAGUAGGGGAAUCCGAAGUGUUCCAAGACGGGUUCGUGUGAGAAUUGGUCGUAAAAGAAAUGAAGAGGAGGAUGCCAAGGAAGAGUUCUAUUCGCUCGUGACAGUUACUGAGAUCCCUCCAGAGGGUCUCAAAGGGCUGGGAACAAAGGUUAUUGAUGAGACUGAUUAAAUAAAUUUUAUGAGGUCUUAAAAGUGGUUUUGUUGGGAGCUUUUAUUGAGUUAGCAUGUUCGGACUAUAAGCUGUUUUCUAGUUUAAUGUAUUUCUGUAUUGCUAUUGAUUACUUUCUAUCUACUUGAUAUCUGAUAACUAAAGACCAAGCCCUUGCGAUCAAAUCUGUUUCAUAUUUUUUA